Phycodurus eques (leafy seadragon) is the source of this 4567-nucleotide messenger RNA. It is a transcript of the gene tlr21, whose product is annotated as toll-like receptor 21. Gene Ontology annotation, biological process: immune response; toll-like receptor signaling pathway; inflammatory response. Gene Ontology annotation, cellular component: membrane. The record is from RefSeq and is a predicted model, not a curated record. Lineage: Eukaryota; Metazoa; Chordata; Actinopteri; Syngnathiformes; Syngnathidae. The coding region runs from base 162 to 3113 and encodes 983 amino acids. Gene Ontology annotation, molecular function: protein binding; transmembrane signaling receptor activity. The transcript has 2 exons.
AAUGCGCUUGCAUAGGGGAAUCGGAAAAACAACAGGGGCGGCUUCCUCUUUCAGACAGUGAGAUCCAGAGAAGGCAACGAGGCACAUUUCCUUAGAUUGGAUUUACCCUGAUGAAGAUCCAAAAUUAGUAUCCAAAGCCGCUGCCGGGAGAAGGUUGAACCAUGGCGGCUCUCAUCUAUCAGCUGUUGUCGCUCACACUCGUCAUGGUGGUGGUCCAGAUGGUCACGGCGUACACGUUUAAGAACUGCAUCGAGGUUAGGAACUCGUCGAGGCUCAUCUUCAAAUGCAACCUGCGAAAGGAGACAAACAUAUCUGCCAUCAUGGAAGACCUGCCGGAGUCCGUCACCAAUCUCACCAUUUUGGGCAAUCCCGUCCACUACAUUCCCGAUAAAGCCUUCGCCAACUUCCAGAACCUUCGCCAACUUCGGUUGGACAGCAACCAUUUGAGCACCUUUGGCAAAUUAGCUUUCUGCAACCUGUCUCAACUCAAUUCUCUCAAUUUAUCCUUUAACAAAAUCUCCGAGCUGAGCCCCUCACUGUUUGUGAACCUGCACAAUCUCACCUUUCUCUCGCUGAGGGGCAAUAAACUCAAGCAGCUGCCGGCGGGAAUUUUCCUAGCCAUGCUCAAGCUCAACACUUUAAUACUACAGCAGAACCACCUGACAAACUUCUUAGGGAUUGUUGAGUCUGUGUCACACUUAAGGUAUCUAUGGAAAUUGGACCUUUGCCAGAACAACUUCACUUCUCUGCGCCACAACCAAAAUCCACUUCCUGGAUCCCUCACAAAGUUGUACCUGUGUCGAAACAAUCUGUCCACUUUAGGAUGUGACCACUCCUUCCUCUCUAAGGUCAAGAUCUUGGAUUUGUCUUACAAUUUUGGACUCACCGAAGAGGGGUUUGUUGGCGUGAACCUGGCGCACAUCAACUACCUCAACUUGCACUCAACACAGGUAAACGUGACAACGUUUUUGAACGUCAGCAACAUCUCCCCAAGCCACAUGGACUUUUCAGGUAUGAGUGUGAAAAAUGACAGUCUGUUACUCGAGCUCUGCAAGCUAUUGAGGCAAAAGGUGAGAAAGCUUAACUUGUUGCGCCUGGGCAGCAAUGGCAUCAGUUACAUACGAAAUGACACGCUGUCCCAUUGCCCGAUAAUCACAAACUCUCUGGACCUAUCGCGGAAUAAUCUAAGGAGCUCACAAAACAAGGUUUUAAAUUGCCUUGGUUUUCUUGGCAAGAAUAGAUUUUUGAAGACAUUUAAUAUUGAGCAUAACCACAUGUCUAGCCUUUCCACUUGCAAGAGAAAGCACAUGAUCCGUUUCGAUGAGUUGGAGGAGCUCAGCUACCGCUACAACCGUGUCCUGUUUGUCAAUGCUUGGGCUUUCUAUCACACGCCAAAUAUCAAAACCCUGAAAUUAAACAUCAACAACAUUGCCUUCCUCCAUCGUAAAGCUCUCAAGGGGCUCUACAGUCUUGAGACACUGCGUCUAGAUAACAACCUUCUCACCGACCUGUUCAAUGAAACCUUUGAGGAUUUGUCUGCUCUACAAACCCUUAACCUGCGCAACAAUCGCAUUUCAGUCAUUUUCAGUGGGACCUUCCGCUGCCUCAACAAUCUGACAACGUUGGACCUCGGGGGGAACAAGAUUACCUGUGUUUAUCCCUCUGGUCUUGAAGGACUCCGAAGCCUCUCAAAGUUGUACAUGGAUGGAAACAACAUGAGACAGAUUGACAUGGCCCUCCACAACGUCUUUAAGGAGAGGCUGACAGUACUGGAUAUAGAAAAUAACAAGAUUCACUUCUCCACCAUAAAUAUCAGCUCACCAUUUGUAAACCUUAGCAGACUCAGGGACUUGAAGUUGGGCAGCCAGCGUCCCUAUGGCCUCACACUAUUGCCGCACAACUUCUUCCGUGGCCUUCGCAAUCUCACUUCUCUUUAUCUCAACAACAAUCAAAUCUCAUACAUUUCCACCAACGCCUUUGACGACCUGAUAAGCCUAAAUUUCCUCACCCUGGACAAGUGCUGCGAUGUGAACAUACCACUCCAACCGGGCAUUUUCAAGAAUCUUUAUAAUUUGUCGAGGCUCAUUGUAGAAAAUGCAGGCAUCCAGACCUUUUCUAGGGAGGUGUUUGGAAAUCUCACCCACUUGGAGACACUGCAGCUCAAUCACAAUGGGAUGCAAAGCCUUGAUGUGGGUGUGUUGAACAGUCUGUCCAAUCUGCGUUACUUGGACAUACGCAACCUUCCACUCAGCUGUACUUGCCAAAACAGCUUGCUGCAGAACUGGACGGUGCACAACCAAAGGGUCCAAGUGCUGUACGUCUACAAUCUGCCGUGCCAGCAGGGUGAGAAAAACAACUUCUACAACUUUGAAACCAACGUCUGCUACAUUGACCUAGGGGAGUAUCUCUUCUUGAGCACCGCUGCCAUGGUCGCUUUUUUAACGGCCUUCCCACUGCUUCAUAUCAAACUCUACUGGAAAAUGAAGUAUGGCUACUAUGUGUUUCGCUCCUGGUUCGGCGAGCAGUGGCGCAAGCUCAAAGAGGAGGAGGAGAAUUGCAUUUACGACGCCUUUGUUUCCUACAACUCCAAUGAUGAAGAGUGGGUCAUGGUGCAGCUGCUGCCCAACCUAGAGGGCAACGGCUCAUCAUUGAAACUUUGCCUGCAUCACCGCGACUUCGAGCCCGGCCGGGACAUUGUGGACAACAUUGUCACUGCUGUGUACAGCAGUCGCAAAACCAUCUGCGUGGUGAGCCGUAAUUUCCUCCAAAGCGAGUGGUGCUCCCUGGAAAUUCAGCUGGCCAGCUACCGGCUCUUUGAUGAGCACCGUGACGUGCUCCUGCUCAUCUUCCUGGAGCCAGUCUCAGAGCGUCAAAUGUCCUCCUACCACCGCAUGAGGAAGGUCAUGCUGAAGAAGACUUACCUGCAGUGGCCUGCCUCAGACUGCGUAAACCCCGAGCAGGCCCAGGAGCUGUUCUGGAAUCAGUUGCGUCGUGCACUGAAGACAGGGAACAAACUGGAAACGGAGGACAACAAUGACACUCCUGACAGUGACGAUUUGGGAGAUUCUGACACUCAGACACUCAUAGCAGAUGGAAACUAUAAUAAGUAUUAAAUAGCACUUUAUAACAAUAUGUCAGUGUUGAUUCUCAGCCAUCCAAUCAAAGUCAUGGUAAUUCGCUGAGGCUGAGUCCAGUUACAUCGUUUCAACUUUUUGAAUUUUAUAUAUAUAUAUAUAUAUAUAUAUAUAUAUAUAUAUACACACACACACACACACACAGGGUGAUUGAAAAGUAACUCCCUAUUUUCAAGUACUUGUAAUUUAUUAUUGAACUAUAAUUCUUACAAGAAAUUGCGUUUUAUUUAAAAUUCGAUACGGGUGCCACCAUUAGCCACAAGUUUUUCAAGCCGCCUGGGAACCGCAUUAACUGAUUUCACAAGGAUGGUGGAAUGUUUUUUGGUUUGGUUGGAAAAUUUGGUUUGGAAUUUUCAACAAUCGAUCUGAAAAGAAAACAAAAAUAUAGAUUUAAUUCCCAUACAUCAUGUAACAUACACAAAACAUUUUUGAAAAAUCUUACAACAAUCACUCUGUAUAUAUAUAUAUAUAUAUAUUGUAUGAAAUUGUGAAAUAAAAUAUCUCCUUCUUUAGGACUUAAUUUAACAGAUUUACAUUCGUGCCUUGAGAUACGAGUGCCUUGACAUAAGAUUUUUUUGACAAGAGCCAUCACUUGGCCGAUUUUUUUGUUUUGAGACAGUCACAAAUUUGAGAGGAGUGCACUUCAGACUUCCACAGCUAGAGGGCAGCAAUAUUAGUCGGUAGGAGUAAUGGCCCAUUAAUCUGGUUUACCAACUGCACAUAAACCCUAUCUAACACGGAAGGACAAUACAUUACGUACAGUUGUGUUUGGUGCUCACAUUGUUUGUGUUGGCAGGUUAUGUGGUGAGCAAAUGUUAUGAUAGUGUUUCGAUAAAGUACAAUAUUUUUGGUGUUUUCAUUUGGGUGGGGGAGGGGCAAACAGAUUACCAAAAUUGGGUUUCCAUUUAUUUCAAUGGGAAAACUAGUGUUUUUAGAUAUGAGCGUGGUCAACAAAAUCAAUCAAUCAAACCCAUUUUUAUGUAGCACAUUCCAUGCACAAAGUGCUUCACAAGACAAAUAAGACACAAACACAUCCCUCCUGCAGUCCGUGUGCACUUGCAACACCCAUGUGUAAAAGUAGUUAUGAACGAAUUAAACUCGCUUCUCAAUGUACCACUGUAUGUGGUGUGUAUGAUUGCAGCAAUGUGACACUUGAACAGACUUUUGUUUCCUUUUUUAGUGUUUUGGUAUGAACUUGUAUUGACAUUCAAUGUUUUGUGCUAGGUUUAUUAUGAUUACUUUAAUUGCAAAGAGAACACCUUUACUCUUCUUUAUUUUUGGAGUGACAAAUACAAUGACUUACGAUGAGUGUUUACAAAUAAACAAAAAUAAGCACACAAGACAAAAAAAAAAGUGAGUCAGGUGGUUUGUUAGUACAAUUUCCUGGAGCCAAAGGGCCAGUGUUUGGGGCUCGACAAGGAGGUGAAUGCAGG